This is a messenger RNA of Anopheles marshallii, 5043 nucleotides long. RefSeq lists its product as uncharacterized. The transcript is spliced from 6 exons. NCBI's taxonomy places the organism in Eukaryota, Metazoa, Arthropoda, Insecta, Diptera, Culicidae. The coding region runs from base 1 to 5043 and encodes 1680 amino acids. The record is from RefSeq and is a predicted model, not a curated record. Gene Ontology annotation, biological process: signal transduction.
AUGAUGGAGCGGAACGAUUUAGGCGAGCGCAAAAUGCCUCAGUCUGGUCCCGUACCAUUACCGCGCCCAAGACAGCACGUAAAGCAGGACGUGAACACACAUCAACCGACACCGUACGUCAACGUAAUUGUAGAAUCCAUUCCAGCGAAUAACGUACCCGUACCGGCACCGAGACAGCGUACGAAAAUAAUGAUAUUUGACGAGGAGCAAAAACCCCAGGGCACCGACUAUGAACAGGAUGAGCGUUAUCAGAAUGUUGUUAUCGUGCGUCCUGCACCACCGUGCCCGACACAGCUAAGCCAAGGUUCAGUGGCCCGCAAGGUUGCUUCCCAUGAGCCGGGUGGUGGUUUCCCGGGGUCUGAUACGUCGCUAGGCGACAAUUUGCGGGAGUUGAAGAUACACAACGACAUCCUUCGCGCGGAUGAGGAACCACAAUCGCCCAGUGUGGACGGGAAGUAUAAAACUUUAUCCCCGGGUGAUCUAUUCAAAACCAUCGGUACGGCGUCGCGCAUGCUGACGGAAUCGAUCGGCGAGCGGGUUGCGCACAAGACGAAGAAGGUUGCACAUAACGUGCGCAACACCGGCACGAGUCUGGUCGCUUGGAGUCAAGAAUCGCGCAAGAGUGCUGCCGGCAAGCUACUCAAAAGCGUAGGCAAAUCGGAAAAGGCCGAGGGAACGAUGGAGCAGACGGGAGAGGAGCAAAACUCGAGCCCCAAAUCGAAGAGCGCAUCGAACAGCCCGAAAACAGCGCGUCCACAUUCGGUCGCCUCGCCGGAUGUGAUCGGCAAGAUUCGGUUCGAAAGUCCACUGAUGAACAACGCUGUCGCGAGUGGGACGUCGCCAACUGUCCAGACGACUUACGACAUACCGAGAAAGCGCAAUCUAUUCACCGGCCUACGAUCAAAAGAUUCGACGCCCACGUCCACCGCACCGUCAUCGCACGGUGGUAGCGUACGGGUGAGCAGCAGCAGUUUGGCCUCGUCCGAGGGUGCUGAGGUCGCACGUGGACGUUUUGAGAGAAAUGCACCGGCGAGUCAGAGCCUGUACAGCCGCGUCGUACCGAAGCGAAAUCGGGGACCGGUCGCGAAUGAUGCUGUCAUACCGCCACCGGGACAACUUUCACGUACCAGCAAGAACAAGAGCGAAUCGAACCUGUACGAGUCCGUAUUUUACAUCGGACCACCGGUGACGGGCGACUUGACGAGUGCGAAUGAUGGCCUGUACGGGAAGCUUAACAUUAUUCCACAUUCAAAGAUGUCCAGCUCGAGCAGCAGCCUUUCGGUGUCCUCCCACCAAGAAGCGGGUGGUUCGGAAGAGGACAACACCGCACACGACGCGAUCCGGGGCGGUGUACGGGUACGCGACAAAGCAGCACCAUCUGGUAGCGGUGUGAAUUCACCGAAAGGCACCACUACACGCCCUGUAACGCGUAGAAUAUUUUCACGCCGUCUCUCGAUCGGUGAGUUGGAACAGCAACAACAAAACUUACGUUCGGAUUCGUGGAAUUUCUACGACGUCACAAUGGCGGACACGUUCGAAACACACAAACAGCAGGAUGACAGGGUGGAAGACCACGACGAAGAGGAGGAGGAAGAGGUGAUUAGCAUUUCGCAUAUCAGCACACCGGAACCGUUUUACGAGAAUAGCGAACCCAGCCGAAUGCCGAUGCCGAUCUCUGUACAGCUAGCGCAGAUGCGAUCGCUGGAUGUGCUGCAACCGGUACCGAUCGGUGCGGAAGGUAUCCAUCUGCGGCACGAUUACGACGAGGUGUCGAUUGCGGACAUUAUAGAUGAGUUCGAUCCGUUGGCCGGUGCGGUGAGUUACGGUUCGGCACUGGAAGCUAUUAUCGAGCAGGAUAGCAGCAAUGGCGAACAGGGAGACAACCUGGCGCUGAUCGAGAAUCUGCUCGGGGCGGAAUCUUACAGCCGGAUGCCGAAGCGUUUGUCAGGAAGGUUAGUGUCGGAACGUUGUCCAAAACCACCGCAACGUUCCGAUUCGUUGCUUGUGACGGAAACGUCUUCAACGGCAGCAUCUACUACUGAACCUACAACAAGUCCAACAGCGGCACCGGAGCGUGCAGUACCUGCUAAACCGGUACGUCGGAAGGUGAUACGCUCCACCGCAAGACCGGCGGAACAAACCGUCAGUCAGAUUAUCCACCAAAAUCUGAACCUUCCGUCGGGCAGCGUGGAGAACUUGGUGGAGCUAGAGGAACGUUUGAUCGAACCGCAUCUUGCGCGAACGGGUGACGAUGAGCCAGUAAAUGGAGAUGCACCAGUGGAUCUGAGCUAUCCGCGGGAACCACAAACGAACUGGUACGUGGGGGAGGUGGAGCAGCACAACGUAGGAAACGCCGCCCAAGGUCAGGUUCCGAUUAACACCAACCUUUAUAGGAAGCGCGUAACGGUUGAUCCGAUUAAUGAGAAUCGUCUCGGCUACGCGAAUGCGGACUCCGCUGGGAAGGUUACCAAGUCACCGUUUAUGGCGGCAGGUUCGGGCAGUACUAGUUCGUCUGAUGACGAAAGAGCAUCCUACCUGCCCACCUAUAUGGAAGCGAUUGGUGGAUCAGAUCAACCCACGGAACGGGGUCCUGCUGAAACAUCUGCUGCAGCUACUAUUGCUGCUAGUCCUUCAGGUUCUACCACCACGGGUGCCAUAGCCAAGUCAGCCAGUGUUGCUACAAAGCUGCUAAAUGUGCUGAAGCGCAAACCAAGCUUCAACAAAGGCGAACACACAUCCACCGUCCUAACCACACUCGAGAUGGUACCGAAGCCGAAGCUAACCGAGCGGCUUAUAUCGCACAAAGGGCACGUGCUGAAGUUUCCCUCCGGCAAGAUCGGUGACGUGCUGAACGAGCUGUCACCCCGAUCGGUGGUAUUGCGCGAACGAAUCUUCCAGACGUAUCUCGAUCCGCAGCAGACGCUACCGAAGGAGGCGAUUCAUCUGCGCCACAUCCUGUCGGUGCAGAGUAUACUGCAGCACAAGUUUGCCGGCGAGGGACGGCUCGAUCUGCACUGCUUCGAGGUGGUGCUCGGUGUGCCAAAGGGGGCCAACACCUCCGGUACGGGUGGGGGAGGUGGGACGGGUUUGUCCGCGCUCGCUGCCGCCUCGAUGUCCACCAAUCCGGAUCUGCUGAUUACGAGCGGGACCAGCGCGAACGUGAAACUCGUUCGCCAGUCGUACAUGUUCGGCACGCACAAACGGUCCGACCGGAACCUCUGGAUGGCGAAGGUGCUCCAAUCGGUGACGGACGUGUUCGGCGGCGAGGGUGACCUGUUGCGCGAGUUCUUGCGGGCCGGUUGGUGCUACGUGAAGAAGUCAGUUUCAGCACCAUGGUCCGGUGCGUGGAUGUUGCUAGCGAAGCGCAAGCUGUACCUGUAUAGCUUCGCCGACAAUCGGUUGGAAGAGCUAGACCUGAGAAAAGCACGCUGUAUCGGUGUGGUCGAUAACGAACCGGACACGAUCGGUACGCUGUAUGUCGAGCAUGGUCCGAGCCUGUUCAUCGACUGUCCGCCGUAUACGACGCUGUACUUCGUGAUGGGGUCGCCGCGGGAAACGCAAAUCUGGCACAAGGUGAUCCGGCAGGUGGCACACAAAAAUGGGCCCACGCUGCACAGUCAGCAGUUGACGCGGGGCGACGUACCGGUGCUGAUCGACAAAUGCAUCAACUUCAUCUACGCCCACGGUUCCAUGUCGGAGGGCAUCUAUCGGAAGUCCGGCUCACAGUCGGCCGUCGUGCGCAUACUCCAGCUGUUCAACGAGGACGCAUUCAACGUGCAGCUCACACGCAACGAUUACAACGAGUACGAUGUAGCCGGUGCGCUGAAAAAGUUUAUACGCGAGCUGCCGGGUUCAUUCUUCGGCAGCUAUGCGGCAUCGUUCGUUGCGAUCGGAACGCUAAACGCUGGGACGGAUGGGCAACAGCUUAAGAUCGACUCGUACCGGCAGUUGCUUGACCGUUUGCCCCGGAUCGAGUACUGCACGCUGAAGAAGCUGCUCGGACAUCUCGCGUUCAUCGCGUCGCUCGAAUCACAUAAUCGGAUGGGUGUUCCCAACUUGGCCAUGAUUUGGGGCUCGGUGCUGCUUGCGAAUGCGAGUCAGAAUACCGUACAGGAGCGGACCGGUUACCAUCAGCAAGACGCGGAUGUCGUUGCGGAUCUGAUCCGCCUGUACAGCAACCUGUUCCCGGUGGCAGCCGACGAACUGUACAAGGAGCAACUGAUGCUGACAGUGCUGAAGAAGUACCAUGCGGCGGCAGAAAAUCUCUCCGACACGGUUAAACAUUCGGGCGACUUGAAGGUGUGGAUAACGAUCGACUGCGAUAACCCACCGGAAGAGGAGAGUAGUAUACGCGUCGGUGGAAAGAGCAGUACCGGUAGGGAGGACAAAGCACAGGUUAAUGUGGAUGUCAAUCCUACCAAGACUGCCGCUGAUAUAUGCAAGGAGCUGGCAGCAAAAACGAAACAUCCCUGGUACAAACUAACGCUGUACGAAGUGAUCGCAAACGAUGCACUCAUCCGUCCCAUACACUACAGCGAGAAGGUUUUAGAGAUAGUCGUUCGAUGGACAUACUGGGACGAGUCGGAUCGUAAGAAUAACUAUCUUACGCUUAAGCCAACGACGACCCUGAACGAUGUGUAUCGCACCAUCCAGAAGGCACCGGUAUUGACACCGACGAUGGAGCUGAAGUUUGCCGAACGCAAGACGAAGGCCCUGCGCAGCCUGCAGCUUCAGCUUAUUGGCCGUGGAUUGGUGGUGUUGAAAAAGAUGGAAAAGAAGGACAAAGGUUACGAGGAGAUGCUGAAGAUCGAUCUCACGCAAAUGACGGCGUACAUCGGGUGCGAGCCAAAGCGCGACUGUUCCAGCCUACGGUGGGCAAUCACACUGGUGGACCAUAGUUUCAAGAAAAGAACCCGCGAUUCACCUUUCAUCGGCCAUGUGUUUGGAGGAUUCGAUUACGCUAGCCAAAUACUGUGGUAUUCGAGCAUUCUCUACAGUCAAUAUAAGGACGACAUUCUUCCCAGCGGGGAUUUGUUUUUCUAA